GUUGUUGAACUUUUCUCUGAACACAAAAACUUUAUUUCUCAACAUGAGACGACAUCAGAGCCACAUAAUCCACUGAUCUCAGGACAUUUCUCAUGGAUGUUUCACAUGAAGAUAUGAGUUUGACAUCAGCUGUAGACGCUCAUCUCCUGAACUGGGUUUAUCUGUCUCUUCAGGACUCAUCUGAUGAUGAUGGAAACCACCAGAAUAAACCUGAGCUGGAUUCACAUCUUCAUACCAACAUCAUAAGAAACUUCAUUCAUCAGCACAACACACAGAGAGACAGCAGCUUAUAUAAGACUUUAUCUACUUUUUACUCUUUAAACAACAUCCUCGAGGAUCUCAGCUCAUUGACAGAAAACUUCUCUGACUUCUCGCUCUCCUCUGAACCUCAAAGACCCUGCAAGAAACCUCCACCCAACUACCUGUGUCACCUGUGCUUCAAUAAGGGUCAUUACAUCAAAGACUGUCCACAGGCUCGUCCUAAAGGUGAGGGCCUGACCCCGUAUCAGGGGAAGAAGAGAUGUUUCGGGGAGUACAAGUGUCCAAAAUGCAAGAGAAAAUGGAUGAGUGGAAACUCUUGGGCAAACAUGGGACAGGAAUGCAUUAAAUGCCACAUCAACGUCUAUCCACAUAAACAGCGUCCUCUGGAGAAACCUGAUGGUCUGGAUGUGUCAGAUCAGAGUAAAGAGCAUCCACAGCAUCUCUGUGAGAAGUGUAAAGGGUUGGGAUAUUACUGCCGUCGAGUUCAAUGACCUGACAGACAUUCAUUCACAUCCUCAUCCAGCCUGUAACACCAGUAAAUCUAAUUAUUUAUACUGAACCCUAAAAUAAAGGAUGUUCCUGGAUCAAAAUAACGUGAAGAUUGUAAAGUCUCGGGUUUGAGCAUCGGCUUCAUGGACAGUAUAAGCAAAACUCAUCUGUAAAGACUGCAUGCACAGGUUAACAAGAAGAAUCCAGACUCUUUAAAUGGAGUAAAUGGUUUUGGGGUCACUGCAUUUAUUGGAUAUUUUAAUGCUUUAUAUUUUACAUCAGGUCAGUUGCACAUCUGUGCAAACGUGAUUCACAAACACAUUUACAGUGUGAAAUACCUCCAGUAUGUUUAAAUGAAACAUGUUCUGAGAUGUUAUCUUAAAGGGGACAUAUUAUGAGAUUUUUUUUAAGAUGUGAACUAAGUCUAAAUCUAGGUCUGAGCAAAAGUGUGUCGUUUUGGGUGUGUCAUUUAAAAUGCAAAUGAGCGACUGAAGUGCAAACACUGAUCACAAUGAUGGUGUUUGUUGUAAUUCAAACUCAAUUGUGCUGUGAAUUGUUUUCUCUCUCUCAAUUUCUCUCUGUACUAAAUGGCUGUGCUGUGGUUGGAUAGUGCAGAUAAAGGGGGCGGUAUUACCUUAUUCUGACAUCACAAUAGGAGCCAAAUUGCAAUGAGCUAUUUUUUCACAUGCUUGCAGAGAAU
This is a messenger RNA of Paramisgurnus dabryanus, 1450 nucleotides long. Its product is annotated as zinc finger CCHC domain-containing protein 24-like. Gene Ontology annotation, molecular function: nucleic acid binding; zinc ion binding. Lineage: Eukaryota; Metazoa; Chordata; Actinopteri; Cypriniformes; Cobitidae. The record is from RefSeq and is a predicted model, not a curated record.